AUGUCCCAGCAACACACACUGCCAGUGACCCUCCCCCCAGCCCUCAGUCAGGAGCUCCUCAAGACUGGCUGUCCUCCCGCUGACAUCCAGCAGGAGCAACGGAAGCAGCCAACACCACUGCCUGCCCCGUGCCACAAGGGGCACUCUGAGCACCCUGCAGAGGUCCCCUCGAAGCAUGAGGAGAAAUGCACAACUCCUGUGCAAGGGCCACAGGAGCAGGAACUGCACCUGGGAAAGCAGCAGCAGCAGGAGUCACAGGAGCAGGAACUGCAGCAACAGCACCAGGGACAACAUGAGAAACAUCAGGAAGCAGAAAACCUGGAGCAGCAGCUUGAGCAGGAGAAAGCACAAAGGGAAGAGCAACUGAAGGAGCAGCUGGAAGAGAAGAAGAGGCUCUUGGACCAGCAACUGGAUGAAGAGGUGGCAAAGAGAUAUGAACAACUGGGAAUGAAGAAGGAGCAGCUGCUGGAGCCCCUGGGGCAGCAGGAGGGACAGCUGGAGAAGCCCGGGUUUGUCCUAGCUCCUGGCCAGGUCCAAGACAUCCAGCCACCCCAGCCUCCAAAGGGAGAAGUCCUGCUCCCUGCAGAGCAGCAGCAGGAGCCAGAGGUGUAG
Messenger RNA from Microcebus murinus (gray mouse lemur), 612 nucleotides. Lineage: Eukaryota; Metazoa; Chordata; Mammalia; Primates; Cheirogaleidae. The record is from RefSeq and is a predicted model, not a curated record.